GCAUGGUUUCGUUAUGUUUUUUCUUACAGUGCCUACAGUGAGAAGUAUGGCACGGUGUUCACCUCGGUGAUACCGACCAACGUUUUUGGUCCACAUGACAACUUCAACCUGCAGGUUGGUCAUGUGCUGCCAGCCCUCAUACACAAGGCUUAUCUGGCUAAAAAGUCGGAUCAACCACUUGUCGUUCUCGGCUCUGGCACACCACUUCGUCAGUUUAUCUACUCUAUCGACCUGGGACGUCUCUUCGUUUGGGCCCUCAGGCACUACAAUGAUCCAGAUCCCAUUAUUCUUUCGGUUCCAGAGGCCAAUGAAGUUUCAAUUAAGCAUGCAGCUGAGGUUAUUGCAAGCUCAAUGGGAUGCAAGCAACUCACUUUCGAUUCCUCGAAAGCGGAUGGCCAGUUCAAAAAGACUGCAACCCCUGGGAAGCUGAUGGCUCUGAAUCCUGGUUUCCAGUUUACACCAUUUGACAAGGGUACGCUCACCUCAAUCCUCACCGUUUACCUUUGGAUUUACUUUGAUUCCCUUUUUUACAAGUUGUGGGGAUAA
This is a messenger RNA of Dibothriocephalus latus, 546 nucleotides long. Lineage: Eukaryota; Metazoa; Platyhelminthes; Cestoda; Diphyllobothriidea; Diphyllobothriidae. The record is from the annotation of a GenBank genome assembly.